Pelmatolapia mariae (spotted tilapia) is the source of this 897-nucleotide messenger RNA. RefSeq names its product tumor necrosis factor receptor superfamily member 6B. The transcript is spliced from 10 exons. Gene Ontology annotation, molecular function: protein binding; antigen binding. Gene Ontology annotation, biological process: CD40 signaling pathway; positive regulation of interleukin-12 production; cellular response to tumor necrosis factor. Gene Ontology annotation, cellular component: external side of plasma membrane; CD40 receptor complex. The coding region runs from base 1 to 897 and encodes 298 amino acids. The record is from RefSeq and is a predicted model, not a curated record. Lineage: Eukaryota; Metazoa; Chordata; Actinopteri; Cichliformes; Cichlidae.
AUGACAGAGAAAGAUACAGAAAGACAAAAGAGUGAGGCACACUUUGAGGACCCAAAGAACACCUACAACGUUGAUGGGAGAGAGUGUAACUAUUGCCCUGCAGGUAAGUAUCAGACUGAUUGUACAACAUGUGAACACUGUCCUGCUGGAAGCUACACAACUGACUGGAACUAUGAAGAUGAAUGCCAUCGCUGCUUUGGAGACUGCAACCCUAAGUUUCAGCUUAAAGUGGUUCAGAACUGCACCAGUACGUCUGAUAUGAAAUGUGACUGCGAGGAUGGUUUUACAUGCAGCAGGUGGGCCCGAGAGGGAAACUGCUUGUAUUGUCAGAAGAUGCCAGACCCAACCCCAACCAGUAAGUAUCAGACUGAUUGUACAACAUGUGAACACUGUCCUGCUGGAAGCUACACAACUGACUGGAACUAUGAAGAUGAAUGCCAUCGCUGCUUUGGAGACUGCAACCCUAAGUUUCAUCUUAAAGUGGUUCAGAACUGCACCAGUACGUCUGAUAUGAAAUGUGACUGCGAGGAUGGUUUUACAUGCAGCAGGAGGACCCAUGACAAAAAGAACUGCUUGUCUUGUGAGAAGAUGCCAGACCCAACCCCAACCAAAGCAGCAGCUACAGAGAUCUCAGUCAGAGAUAAACACACGCCUUUCUCAGUUUCCUCCGGACAUACCAGCACUUCUCCCAGACCCUGCCAACCUCCAGGGUGUCACCCAACGAAAGAGCCGAUUCCCACGCCAGGUCAUGCCAACCGUUACCUGGCAGCUAUUUUCAUUCCAGUGGGUGUCCUUGCAACUUUGGCCCUUCUCACCUUGUUCUGUGUCUGUCGUCCAAGAGAUGAGACAUAUAUAAGGCAAACUAUUGCAAAGCUCUGGAAUGAGGUACAAGUCUAA